AUGGCUGGUCACUGUACUUUCUUGCCUGAUUUCUUCCAUCACCAGUUUGGGGAAACCACUUUCUUGUCACCUGGUGCUGACGACGUCGUCUUCAGUGUCCUCGAAGCUGAUCAUGAUCAUCUGGAGGGAAUUUCCGGUGGUGUGAAUCCGGUGGUGUCUCGUAAGCUGGAUCUUUCAUCGCCUAAAAGGAAGAGACAGAAGCUGUCUGUGGUGGAGGCUGACGGUGGUCCCAACUCAGAUGGCCGGCAGAAGGUGUCGCAUAUGACGGUGGAGAGGAACCGGAGGAAGCAGAUGAACGACCACUUGAGUGUUCUCCGUUCACUUAUGCCUCGCUUCUAUGUCAAAAGGGGAGAUCAAGCAUCAAUAAUUGGAGGAGUAGUUGAUUACAUCACUGAAUUGCAACAAAUUCUACAAACCCUGGAGGCAAAGAAGCAAAGAAAAGUUUACAGCGAAGUACUGAGCCCUAGGCUUGUUUCAAGCCCCAUGACCUUAUCUGCCUGCCCCCUUAGCCCUAGACCAAGCUUGCCCAUUAGCCCCAGAACCCCACAACCAGCAACCCCAUACAGGUCAUGUCUGCCAACUUCUAAUUCUUACCUAUCUCCAUCCAUAUCAACUUCACUUGACCAUUCAUCACCUGCUAAUUCUUUCAUAACUAAUUCAGAAGGUGGUAAUGACCUCAUGGCUAAUUUAAAGUCGGCCAUUGUUGAAGUUGAGGUGAAGUUGGUGGGCGGUAAUCUCCUUCUAAAGACUUGCUCCAAGAGGAUACCAGGCCAAGCAACAAAAGUAAUAAGGGUUCUUGAAAACCUGUCUCUUGAAGUUCUUCAGGCCAACAUUAGUAUUGUUGAUGAAGCCAUGGUUAACUCCUUUACCACCAAGAUUGGAGUUGAAUGCCAGCUAAGUGCAGAGGAACUUGCUCAACACAUUCAAAGUUCAUUCUGCUAA
Messenger RNA from Cynara cardunculus var. scolymus (artichoke), 942 nucleotides. Its product is annotated as transcription factor SPEECHLESS-like. Gene Ontology annotation, biological process: stomatal complex development; positive regulation of DNA-templated transcription; guard cell differentiation. NCBI's taxonomy places the organism in Eukaryota, Viridiplantae, Streptophyta, Magnoliopsida, Asterales, Asteraceae. Gene Ontology annotation, cellular component: nucleus. The record is from RefSeq and is a predicted model, not a curated record. Bases 1 to 942 code for a protein of 313 amino acids. Gene Ontology annotation, molecular function: protein dimerization activity; DNA-binding transcription factor activity. The transcript has 3 exons.